Messenger RNA from Aspergillus calidoustus, 1032 nucleotides. The record is from the annotation of a GenBank genome assembly. NCBI's taxonomy places the organism in Eukaryota, Fungi, Ascomycota, Eurotiomycetes, Eurotiales, Aspergillaceae.
AUGCACUUCUCACCCGCAACCCUCUCCCUCCUAGCCCUCCUCCCCAUAUCCCUCGCCCUCCCAGACAACGAGGUAGAAUUGGGCUACCUCAAAUGCGUCUCCGCCGUCAUAAAAACAACCCACUUCCCCGAAUGCACCUCGAGCUACAAACUCGACUGCUUCUGCGAAGCCGCAGGUGGUGGUAGCAGAUCAACUUCCUCCAGCGGUAUCAUCGCCAGCACACCAGGAAACAGGGCGUGGGUUUACCAGCUCCCGUCUGAGACGGAGGAAAUAUGUGCUAGUUUCGGUGUCCCUCGAGACGAAAUCCCAAAAUACCUCUGCGACGACGACGCCGUCCCCGUUUCGCCGAGACGCGGGAGUACACCCAUGGGUAGGGUAGAGAAGCCUCUUCCCGAUUGUGAGGAGCGAGAGGAUGGUAUCGAGGAGUCUUCUAGCGGUGAAAUGGCGAAGAGGUCUAUUCCGCUUGAGAGGCCGAGGCUUCUCAUUCCUGAGCAUGAACCUUCUCCUACUGCUCCAGCUCCAGAGACGGAUGACGAUAUCGAUGUGGAUGAGAAGGAUGAAGAGGACGAAGAGAAGGAUCGGGAUCAGCGCGAUGGCAGAGUGCUCGAUGAGAAGAAGCACGCCGUAUAUGAGGUUGUCACUGUGACGAAGACUGAGACGCGGUGUUCGUGUGCAGAGCCCGCGACUGUUGCAGAAGAUCCAGAAUCUCAAGAGAAAACAUCCGGUGCACUUCACGGCACUCAUGUUGCAGUCCCCACGCCUGCUCCUGCCUCUGAGGAAGAUACCGAGACCGAGACCGAGACCGAGACGGAGAGGGAACGUAAGCCCGCCGGUGCCUCAUCGUCUGUCCGUGUUCCAUCUUCGCCUGCUGGCACGUCAGUUGUUCCGACAGGCGUUGAUGCGGAGCGGGAGGAGGAGCAAGACGAGCAUAAGCCUGCCGAGGAGAUGUUCCACGGCGGUGCGGUGAGUACGGCGUUCUCCAAGAGUGUCGGAGUUCUGGUUGGAGUUGUUGCGGGGUUUGUUUUGUUGUAG